Messenger RNA from Dreissena polymorpha, 1909 nucleotides. RefSeq names its product feline leukemia virus subgroup C receptor-related protein 2-like. Lineage: Eukaryota; Metazoa; Mollusca; Bivalvia; Myida; Dreissenidae. Gene Ontology annotation, cellular component: membrane. The coding region runs from base 202 to 1698 and encodes 498 amino acids. Gene Ontology annotation, molecular function: heme binding; heme transmembrane transporter activity. Gene Ontology annotation, biological process: heme export; transmembrane transport. The transcript has 11 exons. The record is from RefSeq and is a predicted model, not a curated record.
UAGUUUGCGGAGAAAGCUGAGUUAUUUAUUAAUAAUCUUGCGUUGUUCUUGACACUGGAAGAGUCCGUUAAAUAUAUAAUGUUAUUGUUAAUAACCUUGUAGGCAACCAUGCAUGGACAAACUUUACAUGUGUUCGGAUAGUGGGUACCGGAUUCCAUUAACUACUAAAGUAUUGAUUGCAACUUAACUCAACCCUACAAUAUGGGCGGGAAAGUAUCGAAGAAAGGUCCUGAGACCUCGGUCGCUCAGCUCCUUUCGGCCUCUCCCACGAUACCGACGACCCUAAAAGAAGUGCCUAUUCUCGGGAAUGUCUCUCCCACCACAAUUGAGGAAACGCUUGUCCCUAAGGUGUACAACCGACGUUGGAUUAUGUUGUUGCUAUUUGCGACGUUAUCGUUCAGUAACGCGUAUCAGUGGAUUCAUCUUAAUAUCAUUGGUAAUGUCAUCAUAGAAUUCUACAACGAGAGUCUUCCAACAGAUUCCUUCCAACAGGCGACAGCGAUUGACUGGUUGUCAAUGAUUUACAUGUUGUGUUACAUCCCCUUGAUAUUUCCCGCCACGUGGCUCCUAGACAAGAAAGGCCUUCGAAUAUGUUUAAUUUGCGGCGCAUUCUUGAAUGCUUUAGGCGCUUGGAUCAAGUGUGCGUGCCUUGCGUCAGGACGAUUUCCGGUGCUUAUGUUCGCGCAGACGAUAUGCGCGAUUGCGCCAAUUUUUAUAGUCGGAAUUCCCGCGCACCUUGCGGCCACGUGGUUCGGACCGGAUCAAGUCUCCACAGCAACAGCUUUUGGCGUGUUCGGAAAUCAGGUCGGUUGUGCAGCCGGUUUCCUUCUUCCACCAUUGCUAGUUCCGAACAGCGAUGACCGUGACGUCAUCGAAAAUGACCUUGGGAAGAUGUUCUACAUAUGGGCCGGGCUAACAACUGCGCUAUUUAGCUCCAUCAUCGUAGUAUUCCAAGAUAAGCCUCCCCAGCCCCCGAGCAAGGCCCAGAUGUUGGCGGCGGAAAGCGGUGAGCAGGAAAGCUACUUAGGCUCCCUUAAGAACCUCUUUCGCAGCCGGGCAUUUAUACUUCUCGCAAUCACGUAUGGUAUCAACACCGGAUGUUACUACGGUAUUGGCACACUGCUCAAUCCAAUCAUACUGCACUACUUUCCGGGCCAGGAACAGAUUGCCGGUCAGAUUGGCCUCGUUCUGGUGUUAGCUGGAGUCGUUGGAUCAGCUGUUGCUGGACUGUGGCUAGACCGGACCAAGAUGUUUAAGGGGACGACCGUGGGUAUUUACCUGCUGUCCAUGGCGGGAAUGGUGGUCUUCACAUUUACCUUGGGCCUUGACCUCAUCUGGGUGGUAUUCCUUACGGCGGGAGUUCUCGGGUUUUUCAUGACCGGUUAUCUCCCCGUGGGUUUCGAAUUCGCGGCGGAAAUCACAUAUCCGGAACCAGAGGGGACAUCUUCCGGUCUGCUGAACGCAUCCGCCCAAACUUUCGGAAUCCUUCUGACUAUUGGUAUGCGCGCGCUAGUUGAAAGAGUCAGUGUCCAGUCAGCAAACAUCACCGUGUCCGUCAUGCUCCUCGUGGGUACCAUAGUUACAGGGUUCAUUUCUGCUGACUAUAGACGUCAGGAAGCUGGUAAACGAGAAAUCAGCUACUUCGACGAUGUACUACACGAUGAAUCAACACCGAAGACAAGGACACUGACAACUUAACUGACAAGGAUGUUUGAUCCUGACCCAACAUCGAUUACUUCAUCUUCAAUUGCGCAUGCGUUUUUCGUCUACAUCAUCUAGCGCGCAUGCUUACCUCAUCUUCUUCCGCCAGUGCGGAAGAGGGAUGACAUUUAACAAAUGCUUUACCCAACGCAUGAACUUUUCGGCGCAUUUCCAUAUUUCGUUCGCUUUUUGUCGGUAAAACUGUAGU